Trichoderma aggressivum f. europaeum is the source of this 624-nucleotide messenger RNA. RefSeq lists its product as uncharacterized. The record is from RefSeq and is a predicted model, not a curated record. NCBI's taxonomy places the organism in Eukaryota, Fungi, Ascomycota, Sordariomycetes, Hypocreales, Hypocreaceae. Gene Ontology annotation, cellular component: mitochondrion. The transcript has a single exon. Bases 1 to 624 code for a protein of 207 amino acids.
AUGGCCACGAUGGCCGCGGAAACCCCCAACAUCCCUCAGCAGCGGCUCGGCGUCCCGUCUCGGAAUCCGCUGCCUUUAUCGGCUUCGCAAGAGUCGCAAGUGCGAGAUAUAUACUAUGCUAGGGUGCGCAAACAAUGCGCCGACGAAAUCAAAGGUAUCAUAACCUUGUGCAAUCUUUCUUUGGCUGCUCUGAGAGAGAGCGUGAAGCCCUCGUGGAAGUGGCAUGAUCGCCCCUCACUUUUCGUAUCCAAUUGCUACCAAUCCCCCUCGGAGCUGUCACAGAGCCCCUUUGCUAAUAGGAGCCAAAUAGCAUUUGCCGAUUGCGCCCUUGGUCGGACGUUUAGCGUCACGUUUGCCUGCCGAGCUGAACACACCGCCAUGAAUGCCUGCAUGAAGCUCCGCGCUACACAGGAAGAACAGGACGCCGCGCGAGAGGAAUGGUUCGCACUACGAAUGGAACGACAGCGGCAGCGCGAGAGGAAAACCAAGAUGGCGGCGGCCCAAGAAGAGUUCAUGCGGGAGUGGUGGGGUCUGCCGGAGGAUGUGAGGCUGUCGAGGCAGAAAGAGAUGGAGAAGCGAGGAGAGAAGAUACCGCCUCUAAGACCCGAGGCUAGCACGAAAUAA